Molecule: messenger RNA, 2467 nt
Organism: Pleuronectes platessa (European plaice)
Lineage: Eukaryota; Metazoa; Chordata; Actinopteri; Pleuronectiformes; Pleuronectidae
Gene: tnnt2e
Product: troponin T2e, cardiac
Exons: 14
Coding region: 448-1269 (273 amino acids)
Biological process (GO): sarcomere organization; regulation of muscle contraction; cardiac muscle contraction
Cellular component (GO): troponin complex
Molecular function (GO): troponin I binding; troponin C binding; tropomyosin binding
Source: RefSeq, a predicted model, not a curated record
GUCACAUGACGGCCAAGGCUGUGUUAACUAUGCUUCCUGGUGGGUUGGAUGAUUGAGCCUGUGUCUGUCUGGAUGUGAGGAUAAGACCUGACCUUACUGGUAAUCCCAUCUCUUCCUCUGGGAAACACAAGGAGAUCAUUUGAAUCCAAGAUGUCUGAAGAGGAAGUUGAGGAGAUGCAGUGAGUGCUCUUAUUUCUUCUUCUGAGCGAUUCCUGUGUUUUAUGUGCAGAUCAUAUUUUUGUCUUAUUGGUCGAAAAGUUCCAAUCUUCACUUCUUUUCUUCUCAGAGUCAAAGCUUUGUUCAGACGGAAUGUCAGAUACCAGCAGUGGGUUUUUCAGUUUCUCCCGAGAGACAAUAUCACAGUUCUCAGAGUUUGACCAAAUCCCAGCUGCGAGCUGUUUGCCAGCGUCUCACUGAUCCACUAAUCCAUAGUCUGCUUGCCCAGUCAUGGAGACACUGAAAAAGGAAGAAGUUGCACCUGAAGUAGAAGAGCCUCCACAAGAAGAGUCUCCAGUUGCAGAUGAAGUAGAUGACCUAAAACCCAAACCAAAAGCGUUUGCUCCAGCGAUGACUGUGCCAAAGAUACCAGAGGGAGAGAAAGUCGACUUUGAUGACAUCCAGAAGAAGCGCCAGGAGAAGGAUCUUGCUGAGCUGCACUCUCUGAUCGAGGCCCACUUCAUCCAGCGGAAGAAGGACGAGCAGGAACUCAUCACUCUCGUUAACAGGAUCGAGAAGCGUCGUGCUGAGAGGGCUGAACAGCAGAGGAUCCGUGCUGAGCUGGAGAACGAGAGACUGGCACGUGUUGCUGACGGCAGGAAGGAAGCUAGGAAGCAGACAGAGCAAGAGAAGAAAAAGAAGAUCCUGGCUGACAGGAGGAAGCCGCUCAACAUCGAGCACCUCAGUGAGGUCAAACUGAAGGAGAAAGCCGAUGAGCUGUGGCACUGGCUUAUGACACUGGAGGCUGAGAAGUAUGAGCUCACAGAGAAACUGAAGAGACAGAAAUAUGAUAUCAAUGUGCUCCAGACCCGAAUCGCUGUGCAGCAGAAGUUGCCGAGGGGAAGCAAUCCAAGAGCACGGCAUCAGCAGACAAAGAUCAGAGUGCAUGCCAGCAGCCCAUGCCCAUCCACCCAUCCAUGCCCCACUGCCAGCCAGGCACAGAGCCAGCAAGCUGCGUACGUGCCCACCUUGGCACCAUCCAUGUCUGCUCCAGACGCGGGGGGCUCGACAGAAACCCCAGUUGGACCAGCCGGGCCUUUGCCAACAGACUAGCAGGAAUAUGAGAGCAGGAGUGGAGAGAGAAAAACAGAGAGGAAAUGUGGAAAGACAUUUGAUGGGAGGAGAAGACGCUCUGCAGAACGAGAGAGGCGAGAUCAAAUUCCUGGACGGAAACUACCCGAAGCAUUUGGUCCACAGAUCCUCACGCCGCUGUGCUACGAGUGAUUAAAGCUGCACAAGACCCCUUAUUCUUCUCUGCUAUUACAUUUUCAAAUAAGACUGUUCUUUCACCUUAUCCCUGGGCACUGCAGCCGGCAGCUCUCUCAUCCUGUUCCUCCUUUCCUCCUAGAAACACACAAAAAAUGAUUUUACUGGUUUUGGCUAAAUUAUUUCAACAUAUUGCAGAUAAUUUACUGGAAAACCCAUCAUUAAAACCCUACUUAAGUCAAGUAUGAAAACUACAGAGAAUGGGGUUUUCUAGGGUGCAUCCUCAUCUUAUACACCAGGUUGUACAUGAUGGGAUUCGAAUGUAAUAUCACAAGGAAGUAAGAUACAGUCUUGAUUCAGGAACAUCGAUGGUGUCGUAGUAACAUUAUGUAACGCCUACGCACUCCCUGGAAGUGAAUAUGCUUUUUUACAGAAAGAUGUUUGAGGGAACCAGAGGAAUUAUUAUACGAGGUGGAGAAUGAAACAUUCCUCUUAACUCAUUAAAACAGGCAAUGUGUAAGAACUGACCCACUGUCAAAUUCAUUCUCCACAGAGAAGGAAUAUAUAACCAGAAAAGUGUGGCAUAUUUCUCUGCUGUAAAGUCAAGGAAAUGCACUCUUCAUCCCCUUCACCAGUCUCAUCGUCAAACCCUGAUUUUAGGCAAAAACCCGGUGAACUGUCAGAAAAUGUUUUUACAUACCAUUUCUGUCUACCUGUCAUUUUGGGUGUACGAAGUUAAUCAAUUAAAAGUUCCAGGUAAAAAGUUUCCUGAAUAAUCUGGAUGUUCAAGUUUGCUUUUUCUAUACUUUGUUUUGGUUUCUGAAUUUUUCCACUCCACCAUUAUCACCUUGAUUUUUUUUCUUUUACUAUACGUGACUUUUUUUAAACAAAAAUUAUUGGGUUUAAGCAAAUUGUAUGAAAAUGUUGACACUUGAAAUUGUGAACGGCAGAACCUUCUCAAAGUCUGACGUUAAAAGAUGUAGCUGAUCUUCUGCCCUGCACAGAUGAUGUUUGGUGAAAUGACAAUAAAGUUGUUGAGUCUGGA